AGCCGGCUGAGGCAUCGUUCGGCUCGUUCAUCCUUUCUUUCCUCCUUCCUUUAACGUGUAUGUACGCCGCCUCCUAUUUCGGCACGCUUCGUAUACAAUGGUACUUGCAGAUACAAAUCUGGCAAGUCUUCUCCGUGACCAGCAGCAACAGCAACAGCAACCGCAAAAUCAACGGUAUCAACGUAAAUAUCAGUACGAGAGUAACAGACAGUUCCCGGUAGAGCGGGAAUCUCGACAAUGCAGCAGAUCGACAGGAAACGGAAAUCCAGAAGAAAUAUCGGUAACGAACGUAACAGAUGGAGAGAAUCUAUGUUACAGUUUAGCUCUGAUUCGGGGACGCGUGUCGACGGUAUACACCUUCAUCACUCUACGCAAUCAGAAGAACCAAAGUGCCGAAUGGCCGGUCGUGUCUGGUGAAUUUCGAGCUGUUGUAGAAUUAACACGGGGCCCGAACAAGUUGGAAUUAGAGGUGGCAGGCCAAAGGAAAAGACUGGUUCUGAUUUACGAACCGAGAACGACCAGACUACGCGUAACUCCGGUCUACGUGAUCUGCGCUGGACACGAUGGCUACUUUCAAGGGCCACGGGGAGAGGAUCGGUCGCCGGAAAGCGCUGCCACGAGAAUCGGUCUCGGUGCCCGUCUUCUGCAAACCCUCACCGCCGAAAAGUUAAGGGAGGCAGGCUACGGAAGGAAAACGUUUCAACUGGAACGAGACUUGGACGGAGCAGAGUGUUUGGUAAUGCACAGCAUGCUCGACGUUGAUCGAGCUCGCGCGAUGAAUCAACGGGAACUUUGGGAAUUGAUCGCACGGGAAUUAAUGACCGGGCAUUUAGCGUCCAAGGAUCGCAAGUAUCUCGCGUUCCUUUCUUGCACGAGGUAUCGCGGCGCUCCCAAUCCACGCACUCACGAGGACACUCUCGCGAGGACGCAAGGGCAUGCCGCCCUCGGCGGCGGUGGAUUGGCGCUCUUUGGCUCCGCUUGUCUUCACACCUGGCCCACUUGCAUCGACCAACUGUUGCCUAGAUUCCUCGACGCCACGCUUAUCGAUACCGAACAACUGAUGGACGAUAGUAAUUAUCGUGGCACGCACGGUGGAUGUCUCGCCACCACUCUUGGUUCCGUUCUUCAUGAACUCGGCCAUACUUUCGAUCUUGGCCACACUCGCGAAGGCAUAAUGGGCCGCGGAUUCGAUUACGUUGAUCGUGUCUUCGUCGGAGGAGCUGGAAUCGAUUUUAAUCGCAAUCCCGUUCUACGAAGAGACCCACAACAUACCACGGUCGCGAUAACUAGACCCCUCAGCGUCACUGUCACCGUACAACAACCGUUCAGCCUGCUCACCAGUCCCCGAAGAAGUCGUCUCCUCUCCGAAACCUCUCGCCCCUCUUCCUCUCAAAGUCCUUCCCGAUUACUCGGCAGGCUGUCCGCGCCCGCCAGCCCAGAACUUAACAGAUCCUUCUCCAAGAGUCUGUUGCACCCUACCUUAGAACAAACGCCUUACCAAACCGAUCGAACAUUUUGGGCACCAUCUUGCGCCGCAUUUCUUGCCUAUCAUCGAUGGUUCAACAACACCGGGAUGGAUAACAACCUUUUCAACCGGCCUUUCCACGACAUUUCCUACGAUGGCAAAAGGAACGUCGUAAGAUCGCGUUUCGGAGUACGAGUGAUUGAACUUAGAGAAACAUCGGGUGGAAUGGUUGUUGGUUCCCGACAAUUUCCAGGCUCUCGGCCACCUUUGGAGGCGUUAGUUCCACCAGCACCACCUCACUGCCUUGCCGCGCUCACUCUCGUCGCUGAAGAUUCCACUGGUAACCUUCUCAAACAUCCUCUUCCAACGGCAUUUUGA
Habropoda laboriosa is the source of this 1843-nucleotide messenger RNA. RefSeq names its product putative zinc metalloproteinase YIL108W. The transcript has 3 exons. Bases 98 to 1843 code for a protein of 581 amino acids. The record is from RefSeq and is a predicted model, not a curated record. NCBI's taxonomy places the organism in Eukaryota, Metazoa, Arthropoda, Insecta, Hymenoptera, Apidae.